This is a messenger RNA of Cynara cardunculus var. scolymus (artichoke), 1898 nucleotides long. Its product is annotated as mitotic checkpoint serine/threonine-protein kinase BUB1. Gene Ontology annotation, biological process: protein phosphorylation; mitotic spindle assembly checkpoint signaling; meiotic sister chromatid cohesion, centromeric. The record is from RefSeq and is a predicted model, not a curated record. The transcript has 14 exons. The coding region runs from base 1 to 1596 and encodes 531 amino acids. Gene Ontology annotation, molecular function: protein kinase activity; ATP binding. NCBI's taxonomy places the organism in Eukaryota, Viridiplantae, Streptophyta, Magnoliopsida, Asterales, Asteraceae.
AUGGCCGUCACUUCCAGAGCUCCGGUCAACAAUACUUUCUCACGAGAAGACCCUCUUUUACCACAUCUCUGGUCGAUUAAAGCAGCACUAGAGAAGUUAGAUUUAUCUCAAAAUGACGGGGAGGAUGUUUAUGAGCUUGUAUAUCACUGCAUCGAAACCUUCAAGCAUGAUCCAGAAUAUCGAAACGACAUCAGAUUUCUCAAGAUUUGGCUUAUAUAUAUUGAUUUUAGUCCCGACUUCAAGGGCGUUUUCAGAGAAAUUGAACAGCUCAAAAUUUGCUUGGAUAAAUCUUUGCUAUAUGAGUCAUAUGCAUUGUUCUUGGAAGCACGGGGGAUGAUGGAUGAGGCUUAUUUAGUGUAUCAAUCAGGCAUUUCAAGGAAUGCUGAACCAGUAGGGAGGUUGAAAAAGGCACAUGCAUAUUUUCUUGAGAGAAUGCGUGCAAUAGUAGAUGCUUGCUCACAUCAGAAGGUGGGUGGAGGAUCCCCUCUUGACAAUGGUUCAAGUUGUACGAAUCCGUGGUCAAUCUCUAUUAUCAAAAGUCUAUUGCAAAAGAGGAAUGCUCAAAUAUCAAAAUAUGAAGGAUAUCAUGCAAGUAGUAAAUGUUAUUCUGGGAAAGUGACCUUAUCAUCUUUGCAGAAGUCGGCUAGGAAUAAGGUUAUUGAGAUAGGUGGAAGAAAAUAUCAGAUCAAGGGUUGUGCUGGUAAGGGUGGGUUUGCACAUGUAUACAAGGCAUGUAUCACCAGUAAUCCAGACGAAGUUGUUGCUUUGAAGAUACAAAAGCCCCCAUUCCCAUGGGAGUUCUACAUGUAUCGCCAACUUGAUAAGAGGAUUCCAGAGAAUGAAAGAUUGUGCUUUGGAUAUGCUCAUAGAUUGCACCUCUAUUCAGACUACAGUAUACUUGUUUCAAAUUUUUUGACUCAUGGCACACUUCAGGAUGCCAUAAAUACCAACGUGUGUACUGGUGCCUCCAUGGAUGAAGUUUUGUGUAUGCAUUACACAAUUGAGAUGCUUUCCAUGCUUAAAAGUUUGCAUGGUAAUGGAAUUAUUCAUGGUGAUUUCAAGCCUGAUAAUCUCCUGAUGCGCUAUGCUAGGGAUGAUCUGACCGAAGAUGGUUUUCGCACCCAUACCGGUCCUUGGCAUGAACAGGGACUCUGCCUUGUUGACUGGGGUAGAGGAAUAGACCUGGAACUAUUUCCCAACAAGAUAAAGUUCAAUGGAGAUUGUCGAACAUCCGGUUUCCGUUGUGUCGAAAUGCAAGAGAACAAGCCAUGGACAUAUCAGGUUGAUACUUAUGGCCUUUGUGUCAUUGUUCAUAUGAUGCUUCACAAUUCAUAUAUGGAGAUCGAGAAGAAAGCAUCUCCUGAUGGUGGCUAUACAUAUCAACCUAAAUUGCCUUUCAAGAGAUAUCAAAAAGUGGAGCUGUGGAAGAAACUUUUUGCAGACUUGCUUAACCAUGAUCACCAAGAGGAUGAUCAUUUGAAGAUAUUGGCAAACUUAAAGAUAUCAUUCCAGGACUACUUGCUAUCAGACCCUCAUUUGAUAAAACAGCUAAAGCAGUCACUGGCAAAGCAAAGAAUUUCCAUGUGCUCAUCCUAGUUUCCAGUUACAUCACAAAAUUAUCUUCAAACCACAGGAUUUGAUGUCGAUGCAGCUUCCGGACGUAUUUCCAGUUCGAAUUUCAAGCUCUUGAAGAAAGCUUGCUUCAAUGAUCUGCUUGAAACCCUGUAUGACAUGCAUAAUGCUGUGUUGCUGUAUAACCUACUUAUGAAGACCAGUUAUCUAAUAGCUUUGACACCAAGGGUUUUCACAAUAUGUCGAAAAAAUCGCUAGUUUUUUUGAGGUAUGUGAUAUAUACGGUAAAUUAAAGUCUUUUCUAUCUUUGGUGAGAUUUGAACCUC